This is a messenger RNA of Seminavis robusta, 1055 nucleotides long. The record is from the annotation of a GenBank genome assembly. NCBI's taxonomy places the organism in Eukaryota, Bacillariophyta, Bacillariophyceae, Naviculales, Naviculaceae.
UUUUCUCACUAUUUAUUCAGCAAAAAGAAACACCUCGUACAGUAGACUAUCAUGCCCCCCAAAGAUGAUGACGACCUAAUGACCCGUUCCGAGACGGAACCAGAGUCGUUCAACAGCAGCGACAAUAAUGACGACCAUCCCAUUGAGUACACGGCGGAAGAGUUGGAUGCGAUUCGUCAAGUCAAGACAAUGUUGAUGGAAGAACACGGCAUUGAAGAAUCUCGCAUUGGCUUGACCUUUUUGGCCGUGGCCACAAUCAACACCAAACUCCGUGUGGAGGAAGCCGUCAAGAAGAUGGUGAAAUUUCUGGAGUUGAUGGAAGGACUAGGAUGUCCCGAUGGCAUUAGUGAUGACGUGUGGAAACCAGAAGCUGUGUCCGAAUUGGCCGCCUACGAACCGUGUGGACCUAAUUACGAUGGAACGGCCUGCAUUUGGAUCAACGGGGGUGGUCGCAAGGUGUCCAAAGAGCAAGAGAGAAAUCAUGUUCAUGCUUGUAUUAUGCAUUUUUUGGCCGUGCAUGCCGAUAGUAACAGUCUUCGGAACGGCAUCACCAUGGUCAUGGAUGUGAGUGUUUCUCCCCAAGGACCCAAAAUUGGAAAUGAAGGCCAAAUUCAGGCAUUUUACCAGGGAUUCCCACAACGACCACAAUCCAUUCUCAUUGCGGGCACCAACAUUGUGACAAGAGUCAUUGUCAAUGCCAGCAUCAAAUUGGCCAGUCUCUUUACCAAACAAAAAGUUCUCGAUCGAAUAGAAUUCGUGUCGGUCGAACAGGCCAAAGGCAAAAUACCACUUCGAAGUGUCCCCAAGUAUGUCGGAGGUCUGGGGGGUGACAUUGACAGUACCGAAGAAUGGGUCCAUGCUCGUCUGCAAAAGUUGCCCAAGCCAGAGCUAUAAUCAUUCUCGAGACUACUUCCUCCUUAUUACAGAUAUAUAUAGAUUUUACCACUCCACGUCUAUGCUUAUUUAUAGGUUUAUUUAUAGCUGCAAUCCAUUUUGCUCGCAAGCUUUCGAUUCAAUGAUAAAAGCAGCCAACACAAAAGCGCAUGCCGUACACG